AUGCGUUUGUGGGGUAGCAUGUCGAAGCCUAUUCGUUCGAUGAAGUUUUUACUUUUUAUUUUGAUCCUUUUUAUUUCAUUAAUUGGAUUUACUCAUGGACAAACAAUAACAGACACUGAAACAGAAAGAAAAUCGCCAGUUUGUUUAGCGAGAGCCCAACCAAAAGCCAUGGUCAGCACUUGUGACCCAAACGGAAAUCGAUUUUGCUAUUUAACAGAGGCUAUUGAAUUGAUUCUUUUUGGUUCAAAACAAAAUAGAACAGAUAUAGAAGCACUUGUCGAGGCUAUUCCCGAAACAGAAACACUCGAUUGGUUUUUAACACUUGGACUUCAAGAGUUAGCAAUGUUUGGUAUGAACAAUCCAAAUCUCGUACCGAGUGAUUUUUUCGAUGUAAUAAUUCCUGAUCUUAUUCGAAUAGUGACGCUUCUAAGAGAGAACGGUACUACAGCUGUCACUUGGGCAGAUUUAAAAUGUUAUGUAAUACGUUUCGUUAAUCGUCCGAAUGCUAUUAACCUUGUUCUAUAUUUGCUUCGUGAUGCCCCAAAAAAUUUCAAGACUUACAUUAACGAGAUCUAUCUUGCUGGUAUUAAAGAUAAAAAUUGUAAACGAGCAAUGAGUUUAUGGUUUGAUUCGAUUUCACGACCGUUAGAAAAUACUUGGGCAUUUCGUUUGUUUGAUGCAAGUGGAAAACCGCCAACAAAUAUUUUAGCUGCCAAUACAAAUUGGCUCGGUAAUUGGAAUAGUUGUCACAAAGUCGUGUAUUCAAAUCAAACAUUUCGAUUCAAAGGACGCUAUUGUCGAGCUAAAAUUCGUGCUAAUCCAAUAGUACUUGCUGGGGCUGGUGAUCUCCUUGACGGGUUUCCUGGCAAUCCAGAAGAACUAGCUGCGGUCGAUCUUGGUAUAUGUGUGCCGGACUUUUGUGAAAAUGAAGAUGUAGCGUCAGUUAUUAAUAAUACUGUUCGUUUACUAACCAUUCAUCAACUAUCAAAUGUCCGUUCGAUUGAAGAUGUACUAUGCGAACAUGUAGCCGAGCCCGAUGCACCUUAUUAUGUUUCAAUGGUACUUGUAACAAUUUUAACAGUUAUUGUUAUAUUAGCAACAUUAUAUGAUUGCUUCUUUCGUACUGUAUUGAAUAAACCAUAUGCUACGGCAAGUACAUUAUCGAUGCAAAAUAUUCAUGCAUUAUGUAAUUUUUCAUCAUCGAAAGAACGACCACACGGAAUCUUUCAUAAAGAUGUAAAUUCUUAUUAUUAUCAAUUUUCAAAUCGUCUUCAAUUACAUGGCAUUGGUUAUCCAUCAGAAACUGAAAGAGCACAUGUAUUGAAAAGUCGAAAAAAUUGGUAUAAUCAUAUUAUUUACAAAUUUCAUCGAAUUGCUAUUGAACUCUCGGCUUAUACAGCUAUUCUUAAACCAAUGUCAAGUACAGGUGCCAUGAAAUGUUUAAAUGGUAUCCGUGUUCUUUCAAUGGUAUGGAUCAUUUGGGGUCACACGUAUAAUUAUAUUGGCGAUCAAAGUUAUUUUUUACUUACUCAAAAUGCAUUUGAUUUAUUGGAUCUCCAAAAAGAACGUAUAGAUGCACAAAUUAUAAUCAAUGCACUAUAUGGUGUCGAUACAUUUUUUCUUAUCAGUGCCAUGCUAGUUACAUUAUCAUUAAUGCGUAUGUUACAAAAAAGUGGUAUGCCAAAAUGGUAUUUUUGGCCUAUGAUGUAUCUUGAACGUUAUUUACGUCUUGUACCACCCUAUAUCAUGAUAUUUUUAUUAUACAUAUAUGUUGUACCGUUCAUUGGCCAAGGCCCAUUAUGGACAGCAACGAAUUUUCCAAUGAAAAAUGAUGAUUGCCAUAAUUAUUGGUGGGCGUAUUUUCUUUUAGUUAAUAAUUUUGUACCAGGAGGACGUGGUACACGAUGUCUUGGAUAUUAUUGGUAUGUAUCAAAUGAUUUUCAACUAUUUGUCCUAGCACCAUUUAUGAUUGUACCAUUAUAUUACUAUCCAUUGAUUGGUUGUGGUAUUUUAUUCGGAGUUUUAUUAGCAAGUUCAUGUAUAUUAGGAUUUAACAUUAUGAAUACUUAUCGAGUUGGACAAAUUCUUGUCACACUUCAAGCUAUUUGGGAAGAUACUUAUAUUAAACCAUACUGUCGCGCUGGACCGUAUGUUAUUGGUAUUGCACUUGGUUAUAUAUUUUUUAAAACUGAUAAAAAGAAAAUUCAUUUACAUCCAAUAUUCCAUUUGUUGUUCUGGGCAUUAACGAUUGUUUUUAUGGCAACAAGUAUAUUUGGUAACUGGACAAAUCAUGAAGUAGGUGCUACGCCAAUGUCUCCAUCAGUAUAUGUCCUUUACUUUGUUUUAUCACGUAUUGCCUGGCCAUUGGCCAUAGCAUGGAUUAUAUUUUCUUGUUAUAAAGGUCUUGCGCCAUUUAUUGAUAGUAUGUUAUCAUGGCGUGGCUUUACGUUUUUUGCUCAUAUGUCAUAUACAACUUAUUUGAUACAUCCAAUGAUUAUGGUUUACUAUAUGUUUGCUCAACAAAGUCUAUUUCAUGCAACAGAUAUUACAUUAAUAUAUCUAUUUUUUGGUCACCUACUAUUUUCAUUACUACUUGGCUUUUUAGCACAUGUUGUGUUUGAACGCACAUUUGGCGUUGUUAUCGGAUUGAUUUUGCCAAAACGACAACGAUAA
Messenger RNA from Rotaria socialis, 2673 nucleotides. Lineage: Eukaryota; Metazoa; Rotifera; Eurotatoria; Philodinida; Philodinidae. The record is from the annotation of a GenBank genome assembly.